Messenger RNA from Rotaria sp. Silwood2, 1713 nucleotides. The record is from the annotation of a GenBank genome assembly. NCBI's taxonomy places the organism in Eukaryota, Metazoa, Rotifera, Eurotatoria, Philodinida, Philodinidae.
AUGGCAACAAUACCUAAUGCAACAUCAUCACGUACACCGAAGAAAACAGUAAAAGAUUUUAAAUUUAUUAAAGAAAUUGGUAAUGGAUCAUAUUCAACAGUGUUUCUUGCUAUUGAAACAGUUACAAAUCGUGAAUUAGCACUUAAAGCUGUUAGUAAAGAUUUAGUAACAAGAUUAAAAAAAAUUUCUCAAGUCUUUCGAGAAAAAGAUAUUUUAGCACGACUUACUGAUUGUAACUAUGCAGUUAAACUUUAUUGUACAUUUCAAGACGACAAAACUCUUUAUUUUGGUCUUACAUAUUGUCCAAAUGGUGAUCUUCUGCAAUAUAUUAUCGAUGCUGGUCAUCUUAAUGAAGAAACUGUACGAUUUUAUACUGCAGAACUUGUUGAAGCACUUGAACAAUUACAAAAUCGACAUAUAGUUCAUCGUGAUCUAAAACCAGAAAAUAUACUUUUAACUGAUGAUAUGCAUAUUCAAUUAACUGAUUUUGGUUCAGGUGUUAUUAUUGAUAAUAUUGAAUCUGUUUCUCAAUCAGAUAAUAGGAAAAAUGUAGAUGGAGAAAAAAAAUUAUUAAAACGAACAAAUUCAUUUGUUGGUACUGCUCAAUUUGUAGCACCAGAAAUACUUAAACGUGGUGCUAUUCAUUUCGGAUCUGAUUUGUGGUCAUUAGGUUGUAUUAUUUAUCAAAUGGCUACGGGUAAACAUUUAUUUCGUGGUCAUCAUGAAUAUGAUAUUUACAAUGCUGUUGUACGUGUUUCUUAUAAAUUACCAGAUGAUUUUCCUACACUUCUUGGUGAUCUAAUUCAAAAACUUGUCCGUCUUGAACCACAUGAACGACUUGGUAGUGAAGAAACAGGUGGUAUGAACAAACUCAAAGAACAUCCAUUCUUUAGUGAAUUUUCUUAUGAUACAAAAUGGGAUGUUUUAUUAAAUCAACGAUCACCACUUGAAGCGAAGAUUAAACUUAGUUCAAGACCACAACUUAGUGAUGAGGAACUUAAAAUAAUGUCAUCAGGUUUUGAUGAUCGUGUUGAAGCUCGUUUAAUUGGUUUACGAAUGGCUACUGAUGCUCCAGACGAAGUAACAUCAAUUAUUACUCGUUCAUCGCAUAUUUCAUUAUUAAAUGAAAGAUCAUCUCUACAAGAAGCAGAUAAUCGAAAUUCAUUGUCGGAUCAAGGUACUAGAUCAUCCUCGUAUACUUCUCCGUCCUCAAAUGGAUCUUUUAAUAAUAAUAAUAAUGCACCUGUUACAGCUCGAAGAUUACAAUUACCUGAUCAUGCUCUAUCAUUAUCCGAACAAGCUUCAAAGAAUAUCUAUCAUAAAUUUGUUCAGAAUAAUCUAAUUAUUAAACAAGGAAUUUUAGAUAAAAAAAAAGGUUUAUUUGCUAAACGACGUAUGUUUCUUAUUACUGAAGGUCCUGCUAUUUUUUAUGUUGAUCCUGAUGCAAUGGAAUUAAAAGGAACAAUAUCAUGGACAGCUGAUUUACGUAUUGAACAGAAAGAUAUGAAAACAUUUCUUAUCCAUGUGCCUGGUCGAACAUAUUAUUUAACUGAUCCAGAUCAAGAUGCGACUACAUGGUGUAAGAGUCUUACAUCAAUUCACUAUCGAUAUUACAAUACGGAACCAAAUCGAAAGUUAUCAACAAUGACAUCAUAUUCAUCAACAUCAUCAUCGUCUGGAUUGCAGCCUACUGUUCCAGUAACUGAACUAUAA